Molecule: messenger RNA, 822 nt
Organism: Dendrobium catenatum
Lineage: Eukaryota; Viridiplantae; Streptophyta; Magnoliopsida; Asparagales; Orchidaceae
Product: glycosyltransferase BC10-like
Exons: 2
Coding region: 1-705 (234 amino acids)
Cellular component (GO): membrane
Molecular function (GO): glycosyltransferase activity
Source: RefSeq, a predicted model, not a curated record
AUGAGUGGGGAUUGGGUGGGAGCCGAUGCAUGUGUAGGGGUGUGGGCCCUGCAAUCUUCAACAGUAACAGAAUGGGGAAAUAUAAGUUUAUGCGAUGCGGAGAAGCGGCUUCUGGCAAAUGCGCUGCUUGACCUUUCCAACGAAUGGUUUAUUCUUCUUUCCGAGACAUGCAUACCUCUCUACAACUUCAGCAUAAUCUACACUUACCUGAAGGGAUCAAACCACAGCUUUGUGGAGUCUUUUGACGACCCCAGCCCUCAUGCAAGAGGGAGAUACAAUCCAGAAAUGGCACCACUCAUUGAUAUAAGCCAGUGGCGCAAAGGUUCUCAGUGGUUCGAAGUCGAUCGUACCGUCGCAACUCAUAUGGUGCAAGACACAAUGUACUACUUGGCAUUCAAGGUAUUCUGCAAGCCACCAUGCUAUGUGGACGAGCAUUACUUCCCCACCUUGCUUCAUAUCAAAACGUCAAGUCUGAUUGCAAAUAGGACCAUCACUCUUACAGAUUGGUCAAGGGGUGGUUCUCACCCUGCCACAUUUGGAGAGGCUGACAUAUCUGAAGAAUUCUUCAAGAGAAUUCUUGAUGGUCAGGAUUGUUUGUACAACGGUCAGAAUUCUUCUAUUUGUGUUCUCUUUGCUAGGAAAUUUGCUCCUAGCGCACUGCAGCCUUUGCUGCACUUAGCUUCCACUGUACUUGGAUUUACUUAAUAAAGUUUGAAUUCUAAAUCAGUUUAUUUAUCAUGAAUACAUGUAUUUGUCUUCUGCAUAGCAUUGGUUACAGGUGCAGCUUGUGACUUGCUAAGGAAAACUGUUUUUAUUUGCAUU